AUGUCGCGGAAACCAAGCAGGGAGCAGGAUUGCAUUUACGUGAUCCAGCAGAUCUUUGAUCUACGUUUAGGCGAAACAAAUCCCUGCAAUAAGCGUACCUCGUAUGCUCCGGAGCAACUAGAGGAUGAGCUGGGCGAAGCAUUGAUGCGGGACAGGCCUGUGAUGAGUCAAAAUUUCGUGCACACCAGUGCCACACUAUCAAUCGGUAAACGAUGGCGACUGUCUAUUCACCUCGAAAACCCUACAAUGCCUUUCGAUUACGAUACCCCUGGUCAUAUUCCCUUUAUCAACCUCGAUACUUGGCAAUCUAGAAGUCUCAACCCCUCAAACUUCCAACCAACAAAGCAACCAAUAGUGAUUAUACAGCUCGACGCCUGGUCAGAACUGUUCAUGCGCAUUCCGGUGUGGCAAAUCCCGUCUGCCGGGCCUGGCGUGGCAGCAGAUGAGGCCUUGUCUCUACAAACUGCAAAACUCAUCGUGGAGUACAUAGAUCCAGCUGCAAAUCUUGACUGCGACGACCACAGAUGUUUGAAGGUACUGCGCCUUAGGGAACACCAAAGCGCAAAGAAUGGAUGCCAUGUGGGCAUCAUGCUGUUCCGCAGCGUACAUAAGCCGCUGGACAUCUGGAGACGAGUUGGAAUCUGCGCAUGGCUUGGACUUUUCUCUGGUAACUACGGACCUCCGGUAGAUUUGUCAGGCCAACUUGCCAUUACCUCAUCACAAGAUGUGCAUGGGAAGAUGCCACUCACUCCAGCGUUCAGGGAAGUCAUUCCGAAGGUAGACGUCGUCGUAUUCGAUAGAAUGCAUAAUGCGAUUUCAUGCGAUGGUGACGCGUGGUUUCCUCUGUCUGGUUACUUCGGUUAG
Molecule: messenger RNA, 864 nt
Organism: Pyrenophora tritici-repentis Pt-1C-BFP
Lineage: Eukaryota; Fungi; Ascomycota; Dothideomycetes; Pleosporales; Pleosporaceae
Source: RefSeq, a predicted model, not a curated record